AUGGCUCAAAUUCAAGCUCCUCAAUCCUCCAUCUCUGCUCUAGGGCCGUCUGCUGGCGACGAAAACGAAUCCAUGGAUAUCGCUGUCAUAGGGCUCUCCGGUCGAUUUCCGGGGGAUGCAGACAACCCUGCCAAGCUUUGGGACCUAGUCAAACACGGCAGAUCUGCCGCCGGUCCGGUGCCGGAGUCCCGUUUCAAUUCCGCGGGGUUUUACCAUCCACACGGUGAUCGUGCUGGGACCAGCAACACCCAAGGAGGAUUCUUCCUCUCACAGGAUGUCGGCGUCUUCGAUGCGGGAUUCUUUUCCAUCACCCCGGCGGAGGCUGCAGGGAUGGAUCCUGCUCAGCGGAUUCUUCUUGAGCUAGCCUAUGAAGGACUUGAGAAUGCUGGCCUCACCAUUCGAUGUGUUGAUGGCGCCGAUAUAUCGUGUUUUAUUGGUGCGUGCCAACGAGACUACUGGGAUAUUCAAACUCGCGAUAUAGAUAGUUCCGCGAGGUACACUGCAACUGGUACCGGUCCCGCACUGGUCGCCAACCGCGUCUCGUGGUUUUUCAAUCUUCGUGGUCAGAGUGUCACAGUCGACACCGCCUGUUCGUCCUCUUUGACUGCAUUGAACCUGGCUUGCAAGAGUCUGCAGUCUGGUGAAACUAAGAUGGCCCUAGUUGGCGGAUUGUCCCUCAUACUCCUACCGCACUUCACUGUCUUCAUGUCGACCUUGUCCUUCCUGAGCCCUGAUAGCCAAUGCCACUCGUUCGACAAGUCAGCCAACGGCUACGCACGAGGGGAAGGAGGCGGCUUCGUUGUUCUCAAGCCAGUCCGAGACGCGAUCCGAGACGGCGACGUCAUCCGCGCCGUCAUCCGUGGCACUGGCGUGAACCAGGACGGAAAGACUCCAGGAAUCACUCUUCCCUCCGCUAAGAGGCAAGAAGAGCUCAUCCGAUCUGUGUACGCGAAGGCUGGCCUUGACCCUGCUGGUACCGGCUACUUCGAGGCGCACGGAACAGGCACCAACGCCGGCGAUCCAACCGAGUGUUCCGCCAUAGGGGCGGUGUUUGGCUCUGUAAGGGACGAGCCAAUCAGAGUUGGAUCAGUGAAGAGUAACAUAGGACAUUUGGAGGGUGCAAGUGGAAUAGCCAGUCUGAUAAAGAGCAUUUACAGCUUGGAGAGCGGACUAAUUGCUCCUACCCAUGGCUUGGUCACGAUCAACCCUAAGAUCCGGGCAGAAGAGUGGAAUAUUGAAAUCCCAAAGACGCACGUUCCUUGGCCACCGGGGCUCAGACGCAUCAGCAUAAACAGCUUUGGGUAUGGCGGAGCAAAUGCUCACUGCAUCAUGGACGAUGCGUAUCACUAUCUGACGGCACGCAAGCUUGUGGGGUCACAUACCACGAGCACCAACUUGCUAAAGGAAGAUCUCAGCAUUCUUCAGACACUCCAGUCUCAAAAUGGCACAAUGGUUCAUCAAGGCCCUCACCCAGUGUCAAAUCAUAGCGACGGCGAAGGCCGUAGGAACAGACUCUUCAUUCUGUCGACUACCGAAAAGUCUGGCAUCGCCGCGGCCGCUCUACGACUUCGACAAUUCCUCCAAAGCACCGAUACCAAGGACAGAACGGAAGAAGCCAGGUUGUUGGACGGAGUAUCGUACACCUUAUUAAACAAACGUUCCAAGCUUUUGUGGUCUGGAUACAUGGUAGCUUCAAGCAUCCAAGACCUCGUCGAGAAGCUGGAACGACCCAUGAAUCCGCCGAGAAAAUUUUCAAGAGCUUCAGACCUGGGUUUCAUUUUCACUGGUCAGGGGGCGCAAUGGUUCGCUAUGGGCCGUGAGCUUCUUCAGUACUCAAUCUUUCGCCGGUCGCUUAUCGAAUCUGGCGACUGCUUCAUCAAGCUUGGCUCCGGCUGGGAUCUGAUGGAAGAGCUCCGACGGGACGAAAAGCACAGCCGAGUGAACGAUCCUGCCUUCAGCCAACCCAUCUGUACCGCGUUACAGAUUGCGCUCGUCGAUCUACUCGAGUCUUGGAGUGUCAGGCCUCGUCUCGUCAUAGGUCAUUCCAGUGGGGAGAUAGCGGCAGCAUACUGCAAGCAAGCCAUAAGCAAGAGGGAUGCUCUCGGAAUUGCCUAUUGGAGAGGCAAACUGUCCAGCGAUAUCAAGACGCAAGGCGCGAUGGCCGCUGUCGGUGUUGGACCCGAGACAGCUGCAGAAUAUAUUGAGAGAGUUGACAGAGGCAAAGUCGUCAUCGCUUGCGUCAACAGCCCGUCCAGUGUCACUCUUUCUGGUGACGUUGCCGCGGUCGAUGAAGCUGUAGCGCUCAUCAGCGGCGACAACUUCUUUGCCCGCAAGUUGAAGGUCCGCACUGCUUACCACUCGCAUCAUAUGAAACCAAUCGCCAGCAAGUAUUUGUCUUUGAUAGCGGAUACCGCGACAAACGUGGGGAAUGACAUGGUGACAAUGGUUUCGUCUGUCACCGGGGAAGUUGUGCUGCCUCGGGACUUGAGUGCGUCUUACUGGGUCAAGAAUUUACUCAAUCCUGUCCAAUUUUCUGCUGCCGUGGCAAAGGGCUGGAAGCUCCAACAAAGCCGUACAACAGGGUCAAAAUCAAAUCGGUUCAAGAUAGCCGCUUUUGUGGAAAUAGGACCGCACGCUGCUCUGAAAGGUCCCCUCAGCCAGAUCCUGGAGCCAUUGGCCAACGCAGCCACGACUCCUCUGUACACGUCCAUGCUGUCUAGAGGCUACGAUGCGACCGAGACAGCAUUGGAAGCCAUGGGAGAUCUCCUUACAGUUGGUAUCGCAAUAAACACACGUGCCGUGACGAGGUCCAAGGCUGUUGGUCAAAACUCGACAGCCACCCUUCCGUCUCUGCCGUCCUAUGUGUGGAACCACAGCACGCGGUACUGGAACGAGUCUGCCGCUGCCGCUGGCUACAGAAUGAGGGAACAGAGCCGGCAAGACUUCCUGGGAACCCGGGAUGAACUGUCCACAGAUGAUGAGCCUCGGUGGAGGAACUACCUCAGAACUUUUGAACAACCCUGGAUUCGCCAUCAUCAGUUUCAAGAUACCAAUAUCUACCCGAUGGCGGGCAUGAUCGUCAUGGUUGUUGAGGCUCUGAGACAGAUACACGAUACAUCAGAGAUUGAGGGCUUCGUCUUCAGAGAUCUCAAGGUCGAAAAUGCCCUCAUUGUGACGACAGACGAAUCUGUGGAGACAAGUCUGCAAUUCCGUCCAUGGAGGAAUGGAUCUCGCGCCUCCAGUAACGCUUGGACAGACUUCACCAUCUCCAGCCGCAAUGAGAAGGGGAAGUGGACUUCGAACUGUCAAGGCCUCGUGAGGAUUGAGUCUCGACAACCUCAAGUUGGAUCAGGGUUCUAUCACGAGAAGGCUUCUCGCUCUGAAACAGCAAGGCAACUCUAUGAAUCCGCCGUCGCAUCCAAUCUCCCUUCAAAAGAGGUGGAUCAAUUCUAUCAAGACAUAUCUGCUUCCGGGCUUAACCUUGGCCCUUCCUUUCAGUGUGUUGUUGACUUAAAAGCCCGUGACCGCCUGUCAGUUUUCCAGGUCAAGGUCACGGACACAGCUCACUGGGCCCCCGGCAAGAGAGAAAGCCCGCAUCUCAUCCACCCAGCCGUGCUCGAUACAUUUGUUCACCUCCUGAUUUCGAACACGGAUACCGGUACAGGUACAUUCACAGCUCGAGUCCCCGUAUUUGCCGAGUCCGUGUACAUCUCCAACGAUUUCGACUCUCAUCCCGGGAGCUUAUACUAUGGUCGCUGCAACUCCUUCGCCCCAUCACCAGAUCGACUUAUCACAGACAUUAUUGCUUCGGAUAAGGACUGGAAAAAGCCGCUCAUCGCAAUCCAUGGAUGCCAGACUGUACCACUGGCUGGGUCAAGUUCGCAGCGAAAUGGUGUGGCGAAGCAAAUAGAGGAGACGAUGGAUCUCAAACAAUGGUUCAUGGGACAAGGCCAGGCGAGCAAAGCCUCUUCAGAUCUCACCUCGUUUGUACCUCGCCGAGGACCUGACUUUGCUAUGCAUUCGGCCGCAGAGAUAGAAGGGAUACUACAACGCCAGGUGGCCAAGUUCGGCACGCCGACGGAGCCUCAGAGGAUUCAGUCCCGCAUUGACGAACCAUGUCCAGAAGGACAUAGGUUCCUGUCCAGCGGCCUGGUUGACUCGGUUGCGUACUUCAUCGGGGCCGCAGCUAAUAAACAGCCUGGACUCAGGGUACUAGAUCUCUCGAAGUCCGGAACCAUUCGAGACCUUUUGAUCCAUUCGCUGGGCCAAUCUGCCCACUUUCCGGGCGUAUACUUGUCUUACAUGGUCGUGGCCGAGGAAGAUUGCCUGGCCGCGGAGCCAGACAGCCUCCCCAGCUCGUUCCAAUUCGCCUCGAAAUCGUUGAACGAGCUUAGUGCUUCGACUAGCGAUGGGUCUGCGACAGAGGUUUUUGACCUCAUAAUAACUGACGAUCCACUAUCCUUGACGGGAGAGACUUCUUUAACCGGGUUCGGAGCCAUUAGAGAUAGGGUUGAACAGUCCGGAGCCGUGCUUGUGGUCGGUGAAGCUAAGCAUAUCGAAGAUACCAUACUCAACCUACCAGGCUUCGAUGUUCACGUGAGAGGAGCCGUAGACACCAUUUCCCCGCCGCUGUCGUUCGCCAUAAGCCUCGCACCGUCCCAACCAUCACGUUUGCCGGACAAAGUCAUCCUCUCUUCGCUUCACGCUGUGCCAGAACGUUCGAGUGCAACACUAAAUGCCCUCAAGCCUGCUCUAAGGGAAAAGGGUUGCCAGGUUCGCCAAAUGCCCUUCGCCAAUUUGGCCAACGAGGACUUGUCAGGCACGUUCCUUGUGAUAUGUGUCGAAGACGAGUUGUCGUUAUUGCCCUCCCAAUUCACCGACGAGUUUCUUGGUAUUGUUCAACAAGCCGUCCGCGAGUGUAGCGGGAUCCUCUGGGUUACAUUACACCAGCCUUCUGGCGCUACGCUUGACGGCAUGGUUCGUACAAUCAGAGCGGAGGAUGCCGACGCCUGCAUCGGGGUGUUGCAGGUGAGCGGUGCUGAUGGCGAGCCUGACUAUAACGAGCGAGCGGUUUGUGUAUCGCACAUAAUUCAGAAAAUAUACUCGUCCCAGGAUGACCCCACCGCCGACAAGGACUUCCAUCUGAUAGACGGAGUAGUCCACAUCGAGCGUAUAUACCCAGACUCGGCCAUGACAGCGCUGCUACAAAGGAGCUCCCCCAGGAUGCCCUCGCUCACGGUGCCGUAUCCGAGCUCCGAGGAUAGCCGGCAAAUGAAUCUAUCUAUCGCGGCUCCUGGAUCGCUGGACACUCUAACUUUUCUCGAGCGUCGCCAUGAUGCGAGGGACCAACCUCUGUCAGAUAAUCACAUCAAGAUCAGGGUCAGGGCCACAGCCCUCAACUUCAGAGACGUCAUGGUAGCCAUGGGCCAGCUCAAUGACAACACUCUCGGUAUAGAGUGCAGCGGCACCGUUCUUCGCGUGGGCAAGGCUGUUCGAGACAUUCAACCUGGUGACGACGUGUACGGUAUGCACAGUGGGUGUAUCGCAACUACCAUUACGGCUGACUAUCGCACAUUCCGGAAGAAACCUGCGCACCUCUCCCACGGCGAAGCUGCGAGUCUCACUUGCGUAUACACAACAGUUGUACAUAGUCUCAUCGACAUUGCCCGUCUACAGCCGGGCGAAACAGUUCUCAUCCACUCUGCGGCGGGCGGUGUCGGGCAAGCAGCGAUUCGCGUAGCCCAACACGUUGGUGCUUCCAUUAUUGCUACAGUGUCUACUCCGGAGAAGCGGGCUUUCCUCGUCUCAAAGUACGGUCUCGACAGUUCUCACAUAUUGCACAGCCGUGGUCUCUCGUUCAAGGAUGGCGUCAUGAGACUCACGUCCGGCCGCGGAGUCGACGUUGUCCUCAACUCUCUUGCUGGCGAAGCCCUGCGCUACACUUGGCUCUGCGUCGCACCUUUCGGGCGCUUUGUAGAGCUUGGUAAACGCGACAUCUUGGACAACACAGGCUUGGAAAUGAUGCAUUUUGCCAACAAUAUCACGUUUUCGGGGGUUGAUAUCUUGCACCAAGUGGCGCACUUCCCGGACAGAUUCCAGGCUGUAUUUGCCAAGGUCGGACAGAUGCUUGAGAACGGCGUGGUGGUACCUCUACCCACCACGUCUUACGACAUUUCAAACUUGGGCAAUGCUUUCCGUGACAUGCAAUCUGGGAGACAUCAUGGGAAGCUAGUGAUUGACCACCGACCCGGCGCGAUGGUCACUAUUACACCGCCCGACAUCUACGCCGAGAGGCUUUCAGCAGAAGUUUCAUAUUUGCUUAUAGGUGGCUUAGGGGGCAUUGGCCGAUCUAUUGCCAGCAUGAUGGUUGAAAUGGGGGCGAAAACCCUCAUAUUCCUUUCCCGCAAAGGGCCGUCAAACGAGAACCAAAAGGACUUUUUGAGACGACUGAGAGCUUCAGGGGUUGAUGCGAGGGCAUUGACAUGUGAUGUCGGUGAGGCAUCACACCUUGAAGCGGCACUUGCCUCUAUCCAGCCCGGUGUGCCUCCCAUAAGAGGAAUGAUCAAUUGCGCGAUGCAGCUUCAAGACGGGAUAUUCCAGAAGCUAGGCGCAGACCAGUGGAACUCUGUCCUUAGGUCAAAGGUCAACACUACGAAGAACCUUCAUCAGUAUCUUCCAUCAGACCUGGACUUCUUCAUCUGUCUCUCUUCUGUCGCAGGCAUAAUCGGGUCCCGGGGGCAGAGCAAUUAUAACUCCGGCAACACAUUUCAAGAUGCUUUCGUACAUUACAGGCGCAGUAUUGGACUCCCAGGCUCGAGCAUCAACCUCAGUCUAGUCACAGAUGUCGGUGUGGCCACCGAGAAAAAUGAAGCAUUUCAACUUCUCAGUGCCGGAGGCCUCGUAGGUAUGAACGAACAGCAUGUACUCAUCGCAGUGCGCGCGGCCAUAGCUCAGCAAACUCCCUCACAGUCCAUUAUUGGUCUCUCUCACCAGUCGUAUUUCAAACGAGCGGAUAUCCCCGAGCCUUACUGGCUAUCCGAAGCUCGCUUCCUCCCACUCAAAUCCGGCAGCGAACCCGGUCAAGACUCGCAGGGCGGCGGGGAUCAGGAUUUCGAAAGAGAACUUUCCAAGGUGUCUUCACUGACUACGGCCGUCGAAAUUGUCCUCACAGGUAUAAUGCAGCGGCUAGCCAAAUUGACGAAUCGUGCCCUGGAAGACCUGGACUCGAGUCAGCCGCCCUCCACGUACGGAGUUGACAGCCUUGUUGCAGUCGAGCUUCGGAAUUGGAUAUCCAACCAGCUCAAGAGUAAUGUGUCUAUAUUCGAGAUUGUGGGCAAGCGUUCGGUUGCGGAAUUGGCAGCAACCAUUGCAUCCCAGUCGACAUAUCUGCCUCAAGGAGUGUAA
Molecule: messenger RNA, 7404 nt
Organism: Clonostachys solani
Lineage: Eukaryota; Fungi; Ascomycota; Sordariomycetes; Hypocreales; Bionectriaceae
Source: the annotation of a GenBank genome assembly